GAGCUUGUUAUAGUGUUACAAGCUUUUAAUAUAUAAAAGACAAAUAAUAAAGCUAAUGGCAUUUUAAAGUGAAAUGUAUACAUGUGAUGUGUUAAAAUAUAUAUUUUUAAUUCCUGACUAGUGUCAAGAUUAAAGCAUAGAAGAGAAUUUUCAUUACAGUUCAUUCCAAAAAAAAAAAAAAAAAAAUGGAUUUGAAAAAAAAUAUGGCAAAGAGUGUGAAGCUCAACUUCCAUAGGAAUGAACUGAUAACGCUCUGCUCUGUUCGCUUCACGCCAGUGUGCAUGCACCGUAAAGCCCUGUUCACAUCUGAUUGAGUUAUUGUAAGGCUUACAAUAUAGAAAAUAAAUAAUUGAGCUCAUAAUAGUGUAUAAAAAGUUUACAUAUUAAGUGUAGGAAUAUUGUGCUGGUUUAAAGUUUAAUAAAGGUCACAGUACCUCUGUGUGUCACAGUUUGCUGUGCAUUGCUGGGACAUCAGAUAAUAUAACAAAAUGUGGUGCAUAUAUAAACAAAAAUACUUAUUUUAUUAAUAUUAAUGCAACAAUAUUGGAGCAAAGAUUGUGUUAAGCCUGUUUUUUUUCUUGAAUAAUGUCUUGAAUAAGCUGAAGAAGGUUAAUAAUGGAACCCUUUUUCGUCUUUGACCUACAUGCUGUUGUAAUCAUACCAACCCUCUUCUCAUGGAUUUUUACAGUUUGUUUAGGAUCACAUGAGGUCCCUCCCUUACAUAGCAGCUAUAAAUGUGUGAGUGCAUCAGUUCAGAAGCUUAGAGAGAAAAUGGCUGUAUUCGAGUCACUUCUGCAGUUUCUUAGCACAGGUACAGUUCUGGGUGCCUUGCUGUUACUUCUGGUUUUGUAUUUGCUUUCCUCUGGAUCCAGAUCUCAGAAAGAUGGGAAAGAGCCACCUGGACCCAAACCACUGCCGCUGCUGGGGAACCUGCUGACCCUUGACCUCAAGAGACCCUUUGACACCUUUUGUGAGCUGUCCAAAACCUAUGGAAACAUAUUCCAAGUGUUUUUGGGUCCCAGAAAAACUGUGGUCUUAGUUGGGUACAAAACUGUCAAAGAAGCUCUUGUGAACUAUGCAGAAGAGUUUGGCGACAGAUAUAUUGGACCUAGUUUCAGGAUUCUGAACGACGAACAUGGAAUUGUUUUUUCCAACGGAGAGAACUGGAAAGAGAUGCGACGAUUCGCUCUCAGCAACCUGCGGGACUUCGGGAUGGGCAAGAGAGGAAGUGAAGACAAAAUCAUAGAGGAAAUUCAGUAUCUGAAAAGAGAGUUUGAUAAGUUUGAAGGGAAAGCCUUUGACACAACACAGCCUGUGAACUACGCUGUGUCAAACAUCAUCUCAUCUAUUGUGUACGGCAGCAGAUUUGAAUACACAGACCCUCGAUUCACAGAAAUGGUCGACAGGGCAAAUGAAAAUGUUCGGAUUGGUGGAUCAGCUACUAUGAUGCUUUAUAAUAUAUUUCCAUGGUUGGGUCCGCUUCUCAACUGCAAAAGGAUUGUUUUAAGAAAUAUAUUGAAAAAUAAAGCAGAAAUUAUGAAGUUGAUCAAUGAGCUGCUGGAGACUCUGAAUCCACAGGACCGCAGAGGGUUUGUCGACUCCUUUCUCAUCCGCAAACAGAGUGAAGAGCAAUCCUGCAAGAAGGACUCGUACUUUCACCAGGAGAAUCUUUUUGUGACGGUAGGAAAUCUGUUUGUCGCUGGUACUGACACGACAGGAACGACUCUGCGCUGGGCUUUGAUGCUCAUGGCCAAAUACCCUCAUAUACAGGAUCGAGUUCAAGAGGAGAUUGACCGAGUGAUUGGUGGACGUCAGCCAGUGGUGGAAGACAGAAAGAAAUUACCGUAUACAGAUGCUGUGAUUCAUGAAACUCAGAGACUGGCCAACAUAGCGCCCAUGAGUCUGCCCCAUUUAACCACCUGUGACAUUCACUUCAACGGAUACUUCAUCAAAAAGGGUACCACUGUAGUUCCUCUCCUGACGUCUGUUCUGAAGGAUCCAAAUGAAUGGGAGAAACCGAACAGCUUUUAUCCAGAACACUUCCUAGACGAGAAGGGCCAGUUUGUCAAGAGAGAUGCUUUCAUGCCCUUUUCUGCAGGCCGAAGGGUUUGUUUGGGAGAGAGUUUGGCCAGGAUGGAGCUCUUCCUGUUCUUCACUUCCCUCCUUCAGAGCUACCACUUCACAACUCCACCUGGAGUGUCUGGAGAUGAUCUGGAUCUCAAAGGAAUAGUGGGAAUCACAUUGAAUCCAUCCCCACACAAGCUGUGUGUGAUCAGACGCUCCUGAUACUGGAUGAUCAAAACAGAAACAACACAUUUACCUCAUUUUAAAUAAGAACAGGCAUGAUUUUACUUGUGUAAAUUUUUAAAAUGUAUACAAAUAACUCACUAUAACUCACUUCUGACUUUUAUUGCAUAAAAUGUCUUAAACAGCAGGUGCAUAUUGUGUGUUAAUUUUUUUUGUAGUAAAAAAGAUAAUUAAAAAAACGUAUGUUAUUUUCAUACAAAGUAUAGCAUUAUUAUACAAGAUUACUUAAACGCACAACUGUAUGAAGAAAAAAUAAAACAUCCAAAUAAACAUAUUUUCUAAAAAAUA
Megalobrama amblycephala (Wuchang bream) is the source of this 2595-nucleotide messenger RNA. Its product is annotated as cytochrome P450 2K1-like. Gene Ontology annotation, cellular component: intracellular membrane-bounded organelle; cytoplasm. The transcript has 9 exons. The record is from RefSeq and is a predicted model, not a curated record. Gene Ontology annotation, molecular function: oxidoreductase activity, acting on paired donors, with incorporation or reduction of molecular oxygen, reduced flavin or flavoprotein as one donor, and incorporation of one atom of oxygen; heme binding; iron ion binding. Gene Ontology annotation, biological process: xenobiotic metabolic process. NCBI's taxonomy places the organism in Eukaryota, Metazoa, Chordata, Actinopteri, Cypriniformes, Xenocyprididae. The coding region runs from base 616 to 2286 and encodes 556 amino acids.